Molecule: messenger RNA, 864 nt
Organism: Parnassius apollo (apollo)
Lineage: Eukaryota; Metazoa; Arthropoda; Insecta; Lepidoptera; Papilionidae
Source: the annotation of a GenBank genome assembly
AUGAAUGAGCACGUCAUGCGUUGCUACUACCUAUCCACCAAGCUCGAAUCACAAACAGUUGGCUACAGGUCCUAUAUGUGGAGACUCUUUGUACAGAAGUACCCUGAUUUAGCUGACAAAGUGACUGAACAAAGAGUAGCUGACCAAAAACGUGUUAUAUUGACCACAAAAAAGAUAACACAUGUAAGAUUAGAGCAACUCAAAGCCGAGGUUGCUACUGAAAUUAAGACAGACAGUGAUAGGACAUUUAAUCAAGAAGAUUUACGCUCCGAAAGUCCGAAAAAUAAUACACCUAUGCACAAACUUUCCGCUGACAUGGGCAUAAGUUCAAUAUCUGACUCCUGCAUUACGCCAGUAGAAACUGCUAAAUUAAUCGAAGUUGAAAAAGGUUCAGAUAACCAGAUGACUAUACUUCUGCAGCAAGAAUUCGAAAGAGCUAUUAUUGAAUUUACGGGGACUAAUCCAUUAAAACGACCACCCAUUCCACGCCAAAACUCAUCCCGAAAAUUGGCUAAGGCCGUACACAUCUUAAACACCACCAUACUGCCAAAACAUCUUGCUAGCUCUGACAAAAGUUUCGAGGACAUUCAUACGUUGAUUUAUAUAGCGGCUGUUGCAGUUGUACGAUUUACUGGAGGAAAAGUUGAAACUUGUGUUACAAAACCAAGAUCCCUGAAGAAAAUUCCAGCCUGGGAGCAUCGAUUGAUUCAACAAAUUGAUAAACUACGCCGUCAAAUAGGACAAAUCACGCAAUUUAUAAGGGGCAUUAAAAGUAAAAAGGUUAUUGCUGUGUAUGAAAAAUUGAAAGUAGAAUUACUUAGGCACACAAAACACGAUCCACCUAACAGGACAGGAGAUAUUUGA